AUGGAUGACAACGGCGCUGAUUGCGAAUCACGCCAGCAUAUUGAACGUCAGAUUGUUGAGCAAGACAGGAUCUCAAUUGUGCAGUAUCCCGAUAUUCGAGCAGGAAAGCCAAUCGCUCAUGCGGAAGUUCGGGACGUUAACUCUGCAUAUGGUCGCAGCAUCAAUGAUGCGGAAAACCCUUAUUCACCAUUCACCUCUCGUAUGGAUUGGGAGAUUGCACAGUGGGCCAAUGAUCUUUUCCAAGUUAGCGAACGCCUUGACCUUUCUUACAGAAAUUCAAGGGAGUUGAAUAAUAUCAUCGAUAAACAACUCCCUGGUCAUCCGAAAUUUCACCACGAACAGAUCAUUGUUGCGGGAGAAUCUUUCGAUAUUCACUAUCGAGACAUCAUGGAAUGCAUCAAGGAACUAUAUGGCGACCCAGACUUCGCGGACUACCUUGUUUUUGCGCCAGAGCGCCAUUACACAAACGAUGACGAAACAGUUCGACUAUACGGCGACAUGCACACAGGUACAUGGUGGUGGAACACCCAGAAAAAGCUUGACGAGCAGCAGCCAGGGGCAACAAUCAUACCUGUUAUCAUUUCGACUGACAAAACUCAGGUGACGCUGUUCCGUAACAAAACUGCAUACCCCGUCUACCUCACCAUCGGAAAUAUUCCUAAGGAGAUUCGACGCAAACCAUCCCGACGUGCUCAUGUCCUCCUCGCGUACCUUCCCACCUCCUGUCUGGAACAUAUCGACAACAAAGCCUCACGUCGUCGAAGUGCAGCAAAUCUCUAUCAUGCGUGCAUGGCACGUAUUUUGUCGCCACUCGAAAAUGCUGGUCUUGAUGGCCUAGCUAUGCGCAGUGGUGAUGGUAUCUCACGCCACUGUCAUCAUCUAUUUGCUUGUUUUGUUGGCGAUUACCCCGAACAAGUGCUUGCUGCCGCAGUCAAAACUACAGAGUGCCCUAAAUGUGAUAUCCCAGCCAAUGAACUACAGAGUAGCACAACUCCCUUUGAGAUACGUGAUCUCAACACCGUUCUUGACGCACUCACUAUGAUUGAUAUCGGAGACCUCGAUUUCGUACAGGCAUGUCGCGACGCUGGCAUCAAGCCCGUCAUUCACCCGUUUUGGGAAAGACUACCCUAUGCCAACAUAUUCCAGGCCAUCACGCCCGACAUUCUUCACCAGCUGUACCAGGGUCUGGUUAAGCACCUUCUAAGCUGGCUCGCGCAGGCAUGUGGACCAUCCGAGAUUGAUGCGAGGUGCCGAAGAUUACCCCCCAACCACCACAUUCGCCUAUUCAGGAAAGGCAUAACUGGCCUCUCUUGUGUUAGCGGCACCGAGCAUGCUCAUAUAUGUUGUUUUAUCCUCGGUGUAAUUAUUGAUGUUCGACUUCCCGGUGGUUUCUCUUCGGCACGUCUUUUACGUGCAGUCCGUGGUCUCCUAGAUUUCCUUUACUUGGCACGAUAUCCGUGCCAUAGUUCAGAGUCAUUAUCUCUCCUCGACGAAGCUCUUGCCCUAUUCCACGACAACAAACAAAUAUUCGUUGACCUUGGCGUUCGAAAUCAUUUCAAUCUUCCGAAACUUCACGCCACUCGUCACUACAUAUCAAUGAUUCGCUUGUACGGCACGACGGAUAACUACAAUACGGAGUAUACUGAACAUCUUCACAUCGACUUAGCGAAAGAUGCCUACCGUGCAACAAAUCACAAGGACGAGUUCGCGCAAAUGACUCAAUGGCUUGAACGCAAAGAGAAGAUCAUACGCCACCAGAAAUUUAUUCAGUGGCGACUCCACAACACUCCUUCUCGUCAUCCUCGACCACCAGACCAAUCAUUUGACCGAACACAAACGUUGACAAAGCACCCAAGUGCUAGAGCUGUGUCUUUUCAACGUUUAAUCUCAGAUUAUGGCGCCACUUACUUUCACGAAGCACUCGCUCGAUACGUCGCGCAACAAAAUCAUUUAGAUGAACCCCUCUCUCGCAGACGUCUCGAAGACCUUGCUGCAAACAUACUCCUGCCGUUUCAUUCUGUGGCUGUCUACCACAAGAUAAAGUGGCUAUCUGUCGAUGCUCGAGGGCAUGGUGACCCACUCAUUACGGUGGAUAGUGUCCACGUCAAGCCACAUCGCACUGGCACUCGCCGACGAAAUGAUGCCCUGCCUGCUCGUUUUGAUACAGCGCUUAUAAGCGACGGCACUGGUCAGUCUGUUGGUGUCGAAGGCUAUCGUGUUGGACAAAUUCGUGCAAUUUUCUCGCUGCGAGAAAGAGAUGCACAGUUAUUAUUCCCUCCGACGAAUCAACCUCCCAAACACCUUGCUUACAUUGAUUGGUUCACUCCAUUUACUUCGGCACCAGAUUCAAGACACGGGAUGUACAAAAUCACCCGUUUUGUUCGUUCGGGUGAGCGAGUUGCUAGCAAAAUCCCUGUUUCGAAUAUUGCCCGCAGUGUACACCUUAUCCCGAAAUUUGGAGCAGUUGCACCUCGUCACUGGACGAGCAACAACGUCCUCAAGGAAUGUGAUGUAUUUUUUGUUAAUUCUUACAUAGAUAGGCAUAGUUUUGUUACCCUUAGGUAG
This is a messenger RNA of Suillus clintonianus, 2565 nucleotides long. RefSeq lists its product as uncharacterized. The transcript has 5 exons. The record is from RefSeq and is a predicted model, not a curated record. Lineage: Eukaryota; Fungi; Basidiomycota; Agaricomycetes; Boletales; Suillaceae. The coding region runs from base 1 to 2565 and encodes 854 amino acids.